UACAUGUACUAAAACCUCAUUAAUUGAUCAAGGCAGCGAGUAGCCCCAGCUAACCAUUACACGGGCAUUCCAUCUCCAGCCAUCCCUAGGGCUGUAAUUAACAUGGCUCCAGCCAUUGCCAAGCCUCUCCUGAGCGAUCUGGUGGCACAAUCCGGGCAAGUCCCCUCGAGCCACAUUCGUCCGGUUGGCGACCGCCCGGACCUCGACAACGUCGACCACGAGUCCGGCGCCGGCAUUCCGGUCAUCGACCUGAAACAGCUCGACGGCCCGGAUCGCCGCAAGGUUGUCGAGGCCAUCGGUUCGGCGUGCGAAACCGACGGUUUUUUCAUGGUGAAGAAUCACGGGAUCCCGGAGGAGGUGGUGGAAGGGAUGCUGCGCGUGGCGAGGGAGUUCUUCCACAUGCCGGAGUCGGAGCGGCUCAAGUGCUAUUCCGACGACCCCAAGAAGGCGAUCCGGCUGUCGACGAGCUUCAACGUGCGCACCGAGAAGGUGAGCAACUGGCGCGACUUCCUGCGCUUGCAUUGCUACCCUCUCGAGAGCUUCAUCGACCAGUGGCCCUCCAACCCACCCUCCUUCAGGCAAGUGGUCGGCACCUACUCGAGGGAGGCGAGGGCGCUGGCGCUGCGGUUGCUGGAGGCGAUAUCUGAGAGCCUCGGGCUGGAGAGGGGCCACAUGGUGUCGGCCAUGGGGCGGCAGGCGCAGCACAUGGCGGUGAACUACUAUCCGCCAUGCCCACAGCCGGAGCUCACCUACGGCCUGCCGGGGCACAAGGACCCCAAUGCCAUCACGCUGCUGCUCCAGGACGGCGUCUCCGGCCUGCAGGUCCAGCGCAACGGCCGCUGGGUGGCCGUCAACCCCGUGCCCGACGCCCUGGUCAUCAACAUCGGAGAUCAAAUCCAGGCGCUGAGCAACGACCGGUAUAAGAGCGUGCUCCACCGGGUGAUCGUGAACAGCGAGAGCGAGAGGAUCUCCGUGCCGACGUUCUACUGCCCGUCCCCGGACGCGGUGAUCGCGCCGGCCGGCGCGCUGGUGGACGGCGCCCUGCACCCGCUGGCGUACCGGCCCUUCAAGUACCAGGCCUACUACGACGAAUUCUGGAACAUGGGCCUCCAGUCCGCCAGCUGCUUAGACCGGUUCCGGCCUAACGAUCAGGCCGUCUGAUUAUGGUCCAUAAACUUUUCUUGAAAAAGGAAAAGAUUGUGAUCCAUAAACAGGCCAUGCAAAAUAUAUCCUUACAUCCGAUGCGACGUGUUAUACCACUAAAAAAGGUGCUCCUCUACCCUAGCUUUCUCGAAAAAAAUAAAACAAAGUGGAGCACUACCAAUCUAGAUCUAUGUGACGCUAAACAAUAGACAUGUGAGUGAAAUAUGUUUUGACUGAGAAAUUUCCAAGGGUUUUCCGGCUAGCUCCACAAGAUGGUGGGCUAGACGACCUAAGUUCAAAGCCUCACCCCUUUUAAUUAUUUGAUAUUAGAUCUUUUCCUAAUAUUUGAGUUUUUAAAUAUGUUUUGACUGAUAACUCAGUCCAUAUAUACAUAGCAUCCAGGCACUUCCGCAGAUGUUACUGAUGUGCUCUUUUUUUUUUUAAGAUGAUGGAACAAAAAUCACAGUCUCUGCAUUUGCUCAUGUGGAGGAAGUCGCAAAUCACCUUUACGGAGCACUGAAUCUUUCUGCAAAAUCUUUGCAUGUCAACGUAGCGUCAAUCUCAAAAUAUAUUGUUUCAAUUUUUGUAGAUACUUAUCUCGAGAUAGAAUAUGUGUUUAUAGUUGUAAGUGUGCGUGUAUUUAUAGGCGUUUGUGUUGUACUGUGUUUAGCAAUAAUAAAAAAAAACAUCUUGUAAAGAGCUGUUGCUCGGCAAGUUCAUAUCUAUUUUUUCUCUA
Messenger RNA from Oryza sativa Japonica Group (Japanese rice), 1879 nucleotides. Its product is annotated as protein DMR6-LIKE OXYGENASE 1. NCBI's taxonomy places the organism in Eukaryota, Viridiplantae, Streptophyta, Magnoliopsida, Poales, Poaceae. The record is from RefSeq and is a predicted model, not a curated record.